This is a messenger RNA of Rotaria sp. Silwood1, 2649 nucleotides long. The record is from the annotation of a GenBank genome assembly. NCBI's taxonomy places the organism in Eukaryota, Metazoa, Rotifera, Eurotatoria, Philodinida, Philodinidae.
UAAGAAAAGGGUUGAAAACUCGUGCUAUCUCACGACUCAAACAAUCUGUUUCAAUUAAGAAAUUCUAUGUUCAUGUUUUCUUCAUUACAGUUACAUAGAAAAAACCAAUGCAAAGAAUCAGAAUCUAACUUCAAUUUUCUUUCACAACAAUUGUCUUAAAUAAAUAGUUACAACAGAUGCACUCUGCUUCCUACAAAAUAAUUUCUUCACUAUUAUAUUGAACGUCAUAUAUUUCUUUGCUUAUGUUUACUUCGACUUUCGAAGAAAAAUCAUUCAUUAGAUCUAAUCGAGUUGCAUCAACACAUCAGAGAUUCAUCUAAUGUUAUUAAAAAUUAUUACAAAAUUUGGUAGAAUAGAACAUACAUUUAUGAUAUUGCAACAAUAAUCUUAUUUUUGAGCAAAGUGUAAAGAAGAGAAGUCUUUUUUCACCUUUUCCCACUUACAUCAUAUACGUGUUGAAUCUUAUAACUACCCAGAGUCUAAUUGUGAAUAGCCUGUUAUUGUGCGAUAUCAAAAUUUUAACAUUGACUGGAUAAAUUUAAAAUCUAACUGAAAUUUAAUUUUCAUCACAAUAUAUAUAUAUAUAUUGAUGUGACCCUUAAUAUUUACACUAUGUGUGAGGCACUUUUUGAAGAUACAUGUGACUUUUUUUCUAACGCAUCUUGAAUUUUUCAAAGAAUAUAGGAAUAUAAGAAAAAAGCUAACAUAUAGUUUAUUAUAGAAUCAAUGUCAAAAAUAUGUGAUCGGCACGAAGCCAGAUUGUUCAAUAAUGGAAUAUAACCUUGAAGAGUAUAUUUCUCGAAAUAUAAUUGCUAACAUAGUCAAGAACGGUAUGAAUAUACAGUAGAAAGUUUCAUCCGUAUCAAAUUAUCAAUCAUUUCAAUAAAAAUUCGAUCAUUAAGCGAUAUUUUAUUACAAUGUUGCUGUAUGAUUUGAAAUGCACGUGUAGUAUCCUUGAAAUCAUUAUAGCAUAAAAAAAUUGCAUAUAUAACUAUAAAUCAUGUUUUGAUACAAAAAAAAAUGUGUAUAAUGACUCUUUUUCUUUCAUAUUUUUCUUUUUCCAUGAGCGUAAAUAAUACGAAUGUAGAUAAUGAAACCUUAGUAGUUAUUAAUCAUUCUUUCUCUUCAUAAGCACAAGCAAUAUAGGUUUGUAUUGAAUUUAUUUUUCUGCAUUUCAGUGUCAAAGCAUUUUAGAAUGCAAUUUUUUUUGAGAAGAUAUUUCAUGAUGUCUCCUACAAAAAAAAAUAUUGGAUUCUAUGUGAAGAAUAUUUAAUUGAUUUGAAUUCAGAAUUUCCCAAAUUAUGAAGAUUUUUUAUAUUUUUUAGUUGUAUUCAAAAAUAUUUUCAUAUGUAUUAAAAAGUACGACUCAUUCUCUAGAAGAUCGUGUUAAAAAAAUCUUUAUUUCAAGAGUAAUCCUCUUUGGCGAUCGGAAAUCGUUAGUUGUGUUAUUUUUUUAUCAUAAUGUAGUCUGAAUCAGUCUUCGCCUACAGGAGAGAUUUUGAAGCUCGAAUUUCGUCUUGAUUCUUGAAAUCUUUGAAAGAAACGGAAAUUUAAACAUAAUUUCGUGUUUUUUAUGAAAUCAAAUUUUUUUGUGAAAAGAAUGUUGAAUUAUUUCGUAUUAACCACUGUUUGCAGUGAAUAUAUUUUUAUAUUUAAAAUUAUUGAUUUCCAGAUUUUUUAUUUUACCAAUGAUGAUAAUCAGUUUUCGUAUGAUUUUCAAUAAUAAAAAUGAUUUCUGUUAAAAUUUGCAUGUGCAAGAGUGACUUUUCCUACAAUGAUAUUUCGUGAGAGAAGCGAAAAAUGAUCUAAUUUAAUGAAUACAAUUUUAUAGAAAGUAAAUAUUCACUUACAUUUUUUGUUGAAAAUCUUCUAGGAAUUUCACGAUCAUUUAGCAAGUGGACAUUCUUCUCAUAAAAUGUCUCAUAAUAUCUUACAAAGAUUUUUACCACAACAUGCCCUUCGAGUUAUUGAGAAUUUUAAACCAUCUGAAGUUCCGAAAAAUCCAAUUGUACGAUUCGAUAUUGUACCAAAUGUCUCGAUCGAAACUGCUAUAGAACCACUUGUUUCACUUGUUCCGAAUGUUAAAGAAAUGGUAUUCAAAGCGAAACAAAAAUGUGAUAGACCAAAAGAUGGUUUAACAAUUGAUGAAUCUACUUCAAUUAUGCUCUAUUCUCUUGAAUGGGAACCAAGAGAAAAUUCAUUCUAUAUUAUUCUUAAUAAUACUUUACGAGCCGAAGAUGAAGAAAAAUUAAAACCAUGGCAUCUUUAUUUGAAAUUAUUUGUUACGGCACUUGAAAAAUUACCAUCAAUAUCUAAAACAAUAUAUCGAGGAGUAAAAAUGAAUUUAAGUACGCAAUAUCCAAUUGGAAAAACAUUUGUUUGGUGGGGUUUUUCAUCAUGUACAAGUUCAAUAGAAGUACUUCAAUCAGAACAAUUUCUUGGAAAGACAGGCAGUAGAACUCUAUUUAAUAUUGAUUGUGAUUCUGGAAAAGAUAUUCAACAACAUUCAUUCUUUCCAACAGAAGAUGAAAUAUUACUUGUUGCUGCUCGAAAAUUUAAAGUCGUCUCAUGUCUUGAUUCGGGCAAUGAUCUUCAUAUAAUUCAAUUGAAAGAAAUUGAAUCAGAUUAUCCACUUCUAGGAUCUUCACG